AUGUGUCAACUUAUGCAUUUUCAUAUUACCGAACUGAGUGAAAUUCUUUUUGCACAUCGAACAACUGUAGGGCUUCUCACCGGUAUGUGUCAACAUAUGCAUUUUCAUAUUCCCGAACUGAGUGAAAUUCCUUUUGCAUAUCGAACAACUGUACUGCUUUUUACCGGUAUGAAUCAUCAUAUGUCUGUUCAUAUUCCCGAACUGAGUAAAAUUCCUUUUGCAUAUCGAACAACUGUAUGGCUUCGUACCGGUAUGAGUCAUCAUAUGUUUUUUCAUACUCCCAUACUGAGUGAAAUUCUCUUUGCAUAUCGAACAACUAUACGACUUCUUGAUAGUAUGCGUCCUCAUAUGUAUUUUCAUAUUCCCGAACUGAGUGAAAUCUUUUUUGCAUAUCGAACAACUGUACGGCUUCUUACCGGUGUGAAUCAUCAUAUGGUAGCGCAAACGGAUCAAACAGAAUCGUUGGAUUUAUCAAUAUCGAAAAUAAAAAAGGAAGGGAGCGAAUCCCAAGGAUUAUCAGUGGAGACAGAAAGUGAUGGACGAAUAAAACUGCUUGAACAGCUCCUUCCAAUCGAAACAAUGAUGGAAGUAAUGGAAUUAUCAAAGCAAAAAGAAAGCACAAGAAAGAAACAACGCUGUAAUGUAUGUCAGAAGGAAGUGUUCGGGAAUAUGAAAAUGCAUAUGUUGACACAUACCGGUGAGAAGCCCUACAGUUGUUCGAUGUGCAAAAAGAAUUUCACUCAGUUCGGUAAUAUGAAAAUGCAUAAGUUGACACAUACCGGUGAGAAGCCGUACAGUUGUCCGAUAUGCGGAAAAUGUUCCUCACGAAAACAGGAUUUGCAGACUCACAUGGUAGCGCAAACGGAUCAAACAGAAUCGUUGGAUUUAUCAAUAUCGAAAAUAAAAAAGGAAGGGAGCGAAUCCCAAGGAUUAUCAGUGGAGACAGAAAGUGAUGGACGAAUAAAACUGCUUGAACAGCUCCUUCCAAUCGAAACAAUGAUGGAAGUAAUGGAAUUAUCAAAGCAAAAAGAAAGCACAAGAAAGAAACAACGCUGUAAUGUAUGUCAGAAGGAAGUGUUCGGGAAUAUGAAAAUGCAUAUGUUGACACAUACCGGUGAGAAGCCCUACAGUUGUUCGAUGUGCAAAAAGAAUUUCACUCAGUUCGGUAAUAUGAAAAUGCAUAAGUUGACACAUACCGGUGAGAAGCCGUACAGUUGUCCGAUAUGCGGAAAAUGUUCCUCACGAAAACAGGAUUUGCAGACUCACAUGGUAGCGCAAACGGAUCAAACAGAAUCGUUGGAUUUAUCAAUAUCGAAAAUAAAAAAGGAAGGGAGCGAAUCCCAAGGAUUAUCAGUGGAGACAGAAAGUGAUGGACGAAUAAAACUGCUUGAACGGCUCCUUCCAAUCGAAACAAUGAUGGAAGUAAUGGAAUUAUCAAAGCAAAAAGAAAGCACAAGAAAGAAACAACGCUGUAAUGUAUGUCAGAAGGAAAUGAUAAAAGACCAUAUGAUGACUCAUACCUGUAAGAAGCCGUACAGUUGUUCGAUAUGCAAAAGGGAUUUCGCUGAGUUCGGGAAUAUGAAAAAACAUAUGAUGAUUCAUACCGGUGAGAAACCGUACAGUUGUUCGAUAUGUAAAAAAAAUUUCACUCAGUUCGGGAAUAUGAAAAGACAUAUGAUGACACAUACUAGCGAGAAGUCGUAUAGUUGUUCGAUAUGCAAAGAGAAUUUCACUCAGUAUGGGGAUAUGAAAAUGCAUAUGUUGAUUCAUACCGGUAAGAAGCCAUACAGUUGUUCGAUAUGCAAAAGGAAUUUUACUCAGUUCUGGAAUAUAAAAACUCAUAUGUUGACACAUACCGGUGAGAAGCCGUACAGUUGUUCGACUCACAUUGCGACUCAUGACAUGAAUAGACCUAUGUACCGUUGUACGGUAUGCAGUAAGGGUUUCAGAAGUAAACUCGGCUUGAAAUUGCACAUGAAGAACCAUUAA
Molecule: messenger RNA, 1989 nt
Organism: Brugia malayi
Lineage: Eukaryota; Metazoa; Nematoda; Chromadorea; Rhabditida; Onchocercidae
Exons: 7
Coding region: 1-1989 (662 amino acids)
Source: RefSeq, a predicted model, not a curated record